GCUCCUGAUCAGUUGCAGCAACAACCCUGAAGAGAGCAUUCUACAGGCUCAGCUCCUCUAACGGCACAGCAGAAACUGGACUUUGUAAAAUACACCGAGAAGCUCCUUUUUGCAAAACAGCUCUGAGAACGUCUGACAGAUUUUUCCUCUGCCUUUAUUUGUUUGGCAUUUCUUUAAGCAAGCAUGUGCACAGGAGGUUGUGCCAAGUGUCUGGGAACCACUCUUAUCCCCCUGGCUGUGCUAUGUACCCUCGCUAACAUCUUGUUGUUUUUCCCUGGAGGAAAAGUGGCUGAAAACAAUCUGCACAUUACAGAUGAAGUUUGGUACUUCGGAGGCAUCUUGGGAUCUGGUGUAGUGAUGAUCUUUCCUGCCUUGGUAUUCUUGGGCCUUAAGAAUAAUGACUGUUGUGGAUGCUGUGGGAAUGAGAGCUGUGGAAAGAGGUUUGCGAUGUUUUCUUCUAUAAUAUUUGCUGCAGUUGGACUUUUGGGAGCUGCAUACUGCUUUAUUUUGUCAGCAGUAGCCAUCAACAAAGGCCCUAAAUGUAACACUGGAACAGAAUGGACCUAUCCUUUCCAAGAUGGGGAUUACCUCAGUAACCACACAUUGUGGACCAGAUGUCGCUCCCCCGAAAACAUUGUCCCAUGGAACCUGACCCUCUUCUCCUUGCUGCUUGUCAUGAGUGGGAUCCAGGCAGUGCUGUGUGGCAUUCAGGUGGUGAACGGCCUCUUUGGAACAAUCUGCGGGGACUGCAAAUGUUGCGGAUGCUGUGGGGGAGAUGGAACUGUCUAAAGAAUAUGAGUAUUUCCUUGUCUUGGGAGGCUCCCUUUUGAAACCAUUCCAUAAAGCAGCCCUACAACGCAUCGUCUCUGGCUAAGAAGAUGAGAAUGAAGGGCACUUCCCCCCCACUAACGUUAUGAAGCCCUGACUCCCUUUCUAGCCUUCCUGAAACCGCUCAUCACGGAAUAAAAUAAAUUAAAUACAACUCUCACAUUCAUAA
This is a messenger RNA of Calidris pugnax (ruff), 997 nucleotides long. RefSeq names its product transmembrane 4 L six family member 4 (gene TM4SF4). The coding region runs from base 184 to 789 and encodes 201 amino acids. The transcript has 5 exons. NCBI's taxonomy places the organism in Eukaryota, Metazoa, Chordata, Aves, Charadriiformes, Scolopacidae. Gene Ontology annotation, cellular component: membrane. The record is from RefSeq and is a predicted model, not a curated record.